This is a messenger RNA of Branchiostoma floridae (Florida lancelet), 993 nucleotides long. RefSeq names its product pulmonary surfactant-associated protein D-like. The transcript has 5 exons. The record is from RefSeq and is a predicted model, not a curated record. The coding region runs from base 1 to 993 and encodes 330 amino acids. NCBI's taxonomy places the organism in Eukaryota, Metazoa, Chordata, Leptocardii, Amphioxiformes, Branchiostomatidae.
AUGGUCAGUCAGAACCCCAAGUGUGGCGGUGACCAUUAUAUCAACGUGAAGCAACGGUCCAUUUCCGUCUCGUGUCAGGGGAUGAAGGGUCGGUAUGUGGGCGUCCGUCUUCCCGGACCCUCCCGAAUACUGACCCUGUGUGAAGUCCUGAUAACUUUGGCACCCAAUGACGUCCCUCCCCACCCUGCAAUGGAGGAGAAAGAAAAGGAAGGAGACAAAGAAGAAGAAAAAGGCACAAAAGACCGUGCUAUGGAGAUGUGGAACCAGAUAAAAGUCAGUAAGAUGUUCUGGCUUGUGCUGGGUUCCGGCCUAUUGAUACUAGUGCUGGUUGUUACCGGUGUGAUCCUGAUAAUCGGUUUCGCACCUGGAGGGAGGAGUCAAGUUGAAAAUGUGAUGAGCCGGAGUGGCCAACAGAAUUCUAGCACUUCGUGGUCGUCGCCCUCCUAUAAGCAGACAAGCUCGCCCGUCGUCAGCUCAACCUCCUUUUCCUCACUUUCGGGAUGGCGGCCGACAGGAUCAGAGACAGACACCCACCGUGGAAACACCGAGAUCUUACUGACAACGAUCGCACCUCUGGCAACCACAGCGCCAUGCCCUGACGAUUACCAGAAGUACCAUGACGUUUGCUACAAGGUGUUUGCCACACCCAAAACCUUCUCUGACUCGUCUGUGACCUGUGAGACUGCCGGAGGCACCCUCGCCAUGCCCCGUGACGCCGGCACCAACACCUUCCUCAUCAGUAUUAUGAACAAGAACCGUCACGCUGACGCCUGGAUCGGUCUACAUGAUCGGAAACGUGAGGGACGGUGGAUGUGGAUAGACGGCACCCCAUCAAGGACUGGCUACACGGCAUGGGGACCAGGGGAACCCAACAACCAAAACGGCAAACAGGACUGCGCCAUGUACUGGACUGCCAAUAGAAGCCUGUGGGAUGAUGCGUAUUGUAACCGUGAAGAGAAGUUCAUCUGCCAGGUCAAGCCAUCAGGUCAGUAG